Molecule: messenger RNA, 1364 nt
Organism: Cucurbitaria berberidis CBS 394.84
Lineage: Eukaryota; Fungi; Ascomycota; Dothideomycetes; Pleosporales; Cucurbitariaceae
Product: kinase-like protein
Exons: 2
Biological process (GO): protein phosphorylation; mitotic DNA damage checkpoint signaling
Cellular component (GO): cytoplasm; nucleus
Molecular function (GO): ATP binding; protein serine/threonine kinase activity
Source: RefSeq, a predicted model, not a curated record
AAUGAAUCGCUCAUCCAAAAACACCGUGUCUCCAAAGUUCAAAAUGCGAACCCUCUCACUCGUGCUCGUUUCAGCGUUGCGCUGGUGCCUUGCCGAAGCCACGCCAUGGCAAUGCCGCCCCGGCUCCGUCGACCUCAACAACAUUUACCCCGAGCUCGUCAGUGAGAGAAACCACACCGUCGAUAUUGGCGAAGGCACAGAUGGCCAGAUCUUCAUGUCCGAGUCCUCGGAACAAAUAGCGAUCAAGCGGUUUUUCUCCGACACGUCGUCCGACCAGAUUCAUGAUGAGUACUGGAUCGGCCAAUCGCUCUCACAUCCGAAUAUUGCGAAGACACAUUCGCUCACCCGGCAUCGAAAUGAUACUGAUGAUAAUGAUGAUGAUGAUGACGGAUAUUGGCAGAUGGAAAUGGAAUUCGUCCAAUUUCCUCUGCUCGAUCUACUCGACCACGAUGUCUGGGCUGAGCGCGCGUGGAGUUUUUCCGCUACAAGCUGCGUCUUCGCCCAACUCGUGGAGGCUGUUGCAUUCAUGCAUGAAUCUGGCAUCGCACACCGUGAUCUGAAGGUUGAGAACGUCAUGGUGGCUAGAAAUGGUGUCGUCAAGCUCAUCGAUUUUGGCAGCGCUGCGGCGUCGCGGAGUGCACUUGCUGGAACAAGAUUGAACAGUACAGAGAAUUGGGUAGGUACACCGAUUACGAUGGCGCCUGAAGUGCAUGGAGAGAGGUUCUUUGACAUGGAGAAGGCCGAUGUGUGGUCACUUGGCGUCAUCCUGCUAAGGUUGUCGUUGGGGGUGUAUCUGUGGGAGCCUGAAGGCGUCCUUGGUGCAUUGGCCGACAAUGAAGCCUUCCGAGCCUUUUUGGCUGAAAGAGAAGAUCAAACGCCGGAUACGAAGAAUGGAGAGGAUGUUUGCACGCUGUGUCAACUACCACAAGUAGCAAGAGAUAUCGUCGCGGGCAUGCUUGAAGUAGACCCUCGGAAGAGAUUGAAUUUGCGGACCGUCGUGGAGAGUCAAUGGUUCAGAGACACCGCAAUAGCUGUAUCGGAAGGUCUUGCGAACCCUGAGCAUCACUAGGUCCUGGAUUUCAUGCGCUAGAGUGCACCACGCCAUCGCAUUUGAUAGCCGUCAAUGCCAAACCCGCGUCACAAGCUGGGCCACCGCCGCGUCAGAAUCACAUGGGGGUUGUAAGUUGAGUCAGGCCGCACAUCAACACAUUCGAAGUAUAAACCACUUGCGCGACUCCUGCCUCCUGGCGCUUGCAGUGGGUAGCUUCAAGAAUCUAAAAUAUCACACGACCGCAUUGAAGCUGCUAGAUUUCGCGAACUCUGCAAUCUCACCGCUAUAAUCGAAAGCCAUUCAGUGCACCCGU